Molecule: messenger RNA, 1275 nt
Organism: Prorocentrum cordatum
Lineage: Eukaryota; Dinophyceae; Prorocentrales; Prorocentraceae
Source: the annotation of a GenBank genome assembly
GCAGGGCCGACGGCGGCGCCGGCGGGAGCAGCGACUCCGGCAGCUCCAGGAACUCCAGCGCCGAGACGCAGGAGCAGGAUCCUCGCCGCGACCGCGCUGGGCGCCGCCCUCCGUCCAGCGGGAGCAGCAGCGGCUACGGCGCCGUCUCGUGGGCGUCGCCAGUCGGCCCCGACAGCCCUGGGGUCCCGACCCCGGCGGCGAAAGGGUCACGGAAGGGUGCUCCAGGAGGCGCCCAGAGGGACGCGGCCGCUGGCGGUCGCAGCGCCCACGAGCCUCGCCGCCACGGCCAGGAGCCCGGCAGCAGCUCCGCGGCUGGCACCGCCACCCUGGGGGUGACCAGCCUCAAGGUGAACAACGUGCCAAGGUACAUGGACCAGGGGGCGCCCCCGGCAGCCAGGAGCUAUGCCCGCACAUUCGCGACGAGAUCGACUUCUUCUACUGCCCUUGGGACGACAGCAGCGGCAUGAACCGGGGUUACGUUUUCAUGAACUUCAUGGAUUUCCAGCGCGCUAACGCAUUCCAGUACACAUGGGCCAACAAGGAGAUCCGGCAGGGAGACGCGAUGACGCGGAUCCGCAUACAGAAGGCGAAGCCCCAGGGGCUGGUGAACAGCGUGAAGUUCUUCUCGGACGCGGGGGCGCUCAACCAGGAGCUCUGCCACCGGCCCCUGGUGCGGGACGCCGGAGGCACCCUGAAGCCGCUGUACGCGGAGUCGUUCGAGCUCCCUGCGGGGCAAGGCGGCAGCUGGCUCUUCGGGCAGCCGGGCUCGCGCGGCAACGGCCACGCAGGCGCGCGCACGCGCGGGGGAGACGCGGGCGGCCACGGCCCGGCGCCCGGCGCUGGCCUUUGCGCGUGGCCGACGCCGCAGCAGGGGGGCCUGGACUACGGCGUCGGCGCCCCGCUGCAGCCGGUGUGGCCGGUGCAGGCUGCUGGAGAGGCGCCCGAUGCUGACGCGGGCGGCACCGUCGCCACGGCCGAGGGCGGGCAGAUGCUUCCUGGCAUGGAGGUCGCCUACAUGAUAAUGCCCAUGGAGUACAUCAACUCGGGCUACAACUCGGGCUACUUCCCGACCAUGGUCGUGGCGGAUCCUUCGGGUGCGACGCGCCUCCCGGCAGCCCCAGCGGUAGCGGAGGCUGCGGGCGGCUGGCUCGGCAGCGGAGGCACAGCGGGGGGCUGCGAGCGGCGGGGUGUGGGCUGCAGAGUGCAGGGCGCACCGCGCAGUCUUCUCGGGCAGGGGAGCGGACAGCGAUGAUGGCACGAGUCGCAGGACAGAAG